Messenger RNA from Cariama cristata (Red-legged seriema), 1830 nucleotides. It is a transcript of the gene ZDHHC13, whose product is annotated as zinc finger, DHHC-type containing 13. Gene Ontology annotation, cellular component: Golgi membrane. Gene Ontology annotation, biological process: protein palmitoylation. Bases 355 to 1830 code for a protein of 491 amino acids. Gene Ontology annotation, molecular function: palmitoyltransferase activity; protein binding. The record is from RefSeq and is a predicted model, not a curated record. NCBI's taxonomy places the organism in Eukaryota, Metazoa, Chordata, Aves, Cariamiformes, Cariamidae. The transcript is spliced from 16 exons.
AACCAUUGCCAUGGGCCUCAUCAACCUCAUACGCACAACUGUCAUAGCACCCACGGGGCUAAAGAUCUGCCGGUGCUAACAGGACCAUAUCGGAUUGUUGAAGACCCCGGCACCUGUGAUAUUGUCAAGGCUACACAGUAUGGAAUAGUAGAGCGAUGCAAAGAACUGGUAGAAGCAGGAUAUGAUGUUCGACAACCAGACAAAGAAAACGUGACUCUUCUUCACUGGGCGGCAAUAAACAACAGACAGGAGCUAGUUAAGUAUUAUAUUUCCAAAGGUGCAAUAGUGGAUCAGCUAGGUGGAGAUUUGAAUUCAACUCCCCUGCACUGGGCCAUUAGACAAGGACACCUACCUAUGGUCAUGUUGUUGUUGAAAUGUGGAGCAGAUCCCAGUCUUAUUGACGGGGAAGGAUUCAGUAGCAUUCAUUUAGCAGUGUUGUUUCAACACAUGCCCAUUGUAGCUUACCUCAUAGCAAAAGGACAGAGCAUAGACACAACAGACUUCAAUGGACAAACACCUUUAAUGUUAUCAGCACAAAAAGCAAUUGGACCACAACCUACGAAGUUUCUCUUAAAGUUUAACCCCUCUCUCAAUGCUGUAGACAAUGUUCAAAAGAAUACUGCACUGCAUUGGGCAAUAACAUCAGGAAAUACUAGUGCAGUGGAUCUGUUGCUGGAAGCUGGUGCUAGCCUGGACAUAAAAAAUGUCAAGGGAGAGAUGCCGCUUGACCUUGCUUAUCAAAGUCUGAAUCGCUUCAUGGUUUAUAUGGUAAAAGAGGAAGAAAGAAUGAGAAGCAGAAGAAAUAACAGGUUACUGAAAAUAGUAGAGAAAUACGAGCUCUUCCUGCUGUUGGCAUCUUCCUUGACAUUGAUGUGGGCCAUAGGAUACGUAAUGAACUUAAGUUCUGAUUCUUGGCUUUUGAAAGGAGGUCUGCUUCUCUUCCUGCUCUUUGGGAUGGCUCUGUUUGUGAGGCAACUUGUGGGGCUCAAGAAUCUAAGGUAUCUUCCCACAGCAUUUCUGCUAAGUUCAGUUUUUUGGAUGUCUGUGACCUGGUUUUUCUGGUUCCUACCUGAUGUGACAGAUACAAUUCUUAAAAUCCCUGUCAUGUUCAGCAUGGUGGGUCUUCUUUAUUAUUUCUAUAAAACUUGGAGAACUGAUCCUGGGUACAUUAAGACUUCAGAAAAAGAAAGAAAAGAGAACAUUGUAGCUCUCGCAGAAGCAGGCUGCUUGGACUUCAGAACAUUUUGCACAUCGUGUCUUGUAAGGAAGCCUUUGAGAUCUGUGCAUUGCCUUGCUUGUGAUUCAUGUGUAGCCAGAUAUGAUCAGCAUUCUCUGUGGAUUGGACAGUGCAUUGGCGUUGGGAACCAUCAUUACUACGUAUUGUUCCUGUCUUUCCUAACUGUGACUAGUGUCUCGCUGCUUUAUGGAACUCUUCUGUAUUGGUCAAACCAUUGUGCAACAAGUUAUCAUCAAGAUGGAGCAUGGACAUACUUCACACAGAUAAUACUUUGUUCUCCAUGGGUUUCCUACAUCUUCGCAGUAACCUGUUUUCAUGCUGUAUGGGCUUUGUUGUGCCUGACUGUUCAGCUUUAUCAGAUUGCAUUCUUAGGAUUGACCUCGCAUGAAAGAGUGAACGUCCUGAUACAGAGAAAAUCUUCUAAGCAUCCUGUUUCACUCAGGAGAACUCCAUACAAUCUUGGAUGCUUUCAGAAUCUUGCAGACUUUUUUCAGUGCAGUUGCUUUGGUAUGUUCAAACCCAAUGUAGUUGACUGGACCAAGCAAUACAACCUUUUUCAUCUGACAAAGGAGAAAAAUGUUCAUUCUGUAUGA